Molecule: messenger RNA, 2871 nt
Organism: Talaromyces rugulosus
Lineage: Eukaryota; Fungi; Ascomycota; Eurotiomycetes; Eurotiales; Trichocomaceae
Exons: 5
Coding region: 1-2871 (956 amino acids)
Biological process (GO): glycolytic process; gluconeogenesis; glucose 6-phosphate metabolic process
Cellular component (GO): cytosol
Molecular function (GO): carbohydrate derivative binding; glucose-6-phosphate isomerase activity; monosaccharide binding
Source: RefSeq, a predicted model, not a curated record
AUGCCCGGUUUCAAUCAAGCCUCGGAUCUAGAGGCCUGGAAAAAGCUCCAGCAGCACCAUGCCGACGUCGGCAAGAGCAUUGUGCUGAAGGAGGAGUUUGCCAAAGACCCAAGCCGCUUCCAAAAGUUCAGCCGGACCUUCACCAACACUGUUGACGGCAAGGAUGUUCUGUUCGACUUUUCCAAGAACUUUCUCACCGACGAGACCCUGGACCUGCUGGUCAAGUUGGCCCAGGAGGCCAACCUAGAGCAGCUUCGCGAUGCCAUGUUCAAGGGCGAGCAUAUUAACUUCACAGAGGACCGCGCCGUCUACCACGCUGCGCUACGCAACACCAGCAACCAGCCCAUGCAGGUCGACGGUCAGAGCGUUGUUGAAGACGUCAACAGCGUCCUCGACCACAUGAGGGAGUUCUCUGAACAGGUCCGCAGCGGCCAAUGGCAGGGAUACAGUGGCCAGAAGAUCAAGACCAUCAUCAACAUCGGCAUUGGUGGAUCUGACCUCGGCCCCGUCAUGGUCACCGAAGCCCUGAAGCCGUAUGGAGACCGCGACCUGAAGCUGCACUUUGUCUCGAACAUCGACGGUACUCACAUCGCCGAAGCCCUCAAAGAGUCCGACCCUGAGACUACCCUCUUCCUGAUUGCGUCCAAGACGUUCACCACCGCCGAGACGACAACAAACGCGAACACGGCCAAGAAGUGGUUCCUCGAAAAGGCCAAGGACGAGUCCUACAUUGCCAAGCACUUUGUGGCUCUGUCGACGAAUGAAGCCGAAGUCACCAAGUUUGGCAUUGACAAGAAGAACAUGUUCGGAUUUGAAUCAUGGGUUGGCGGUCGUUACUCGGUUUGGAGUGCCAUUGGUCUCUCCGUUGCCUUGUACAUCGGCUUUGAUAACUUCAAGGAGUUCCUCGCAGGUGCGCAUGCCAUGGACAAGCACUUCCAGGAGGCUCCCCUGAAGGAAAACAUCCCGGCUAUUGCCGGCCUUCUCAGCGUGUGGUACAGCGACUUUUUCGGGGCUCAGACUCACCUUGUUGCCCCCUUUGACCAGUACCUACACCGUUUCCCUGCCUACCUCCAGCAGUUGUCCAUGGAAAGCAACGGAAAGGCCAUUACACGCUCUGGUGACUAUGUCAAGUACACUACUGGCCCGAUCCUGUUCGGCGAGCCCGCCACGAACGCCCAGCAUAGCUUUUUCCAGCUCCUCCACCAGGGAACGAAGCUGAUCCCAACCGACUUCCUGUUGGCUAUCGAGUCCCACAACCCGGUCGAGGGAGGUAAGCACCAGCGCAUGCUGGCUUCCAACUUCUUCGCCCAGGCUGAAGCCCUCAUGAUCGGAAAGACCCCUGAACAAGUCAAGGCUGAGAACGCCCCGGAUGACUUGGUGCCACACAAGACCUUCCUCGGCAACCGACCCACUACCUCGAUUCUGGCCCAGAAGAUCACCCCGUCCACCCUGGGUGCUCUGAUUGCCUUCUACGAGCACUUGACCUUCACCGAGGGUGCCGUGUGGAACAUCAACUCCUUCGACCAGUGGGGUGUCGAGCUCGGUAAAGUUCUGGCCAAGAACAUCCAGAAAGAGCUUGAGACUGCUGGUGCCGGUGGCAACCACGAUGCUUCUACUGCUGGGCUCAUUCAGGCAUUCAAGAAGACACCGCAACAACAAAUUGCAGGCGCACAUUCCGGAGGAGAAUGCUGCUCUUUUACCCAUAAAAUGCCCCGAUCGAUUUUUCUGACCGUUGCCUCCUCUAUACUCGCCCUAGUAUGUGAUAGCGCAGUGGGCCGCGAAGUUCGCGGAUAUUCAUACGGGCAGCAAAUCCCUGUUAGCUGUCUGAACCGGACCAUAGAUUCCGGUGAACACAUUGAAGAUAAACUAGGCCAUCUUCAGUAUAUCUCCUUUCCGACCUGCAACGAAACCUCUCUCCCUCUCGCUCUCCGAUAUGGCGUCACCGAGACCAUCUCGUGCACGAUCGACUCGCUUUCGGACGACAUGUACCAUUUGCUAGAAUACUACGUUCACUCCGAUGCGCCUCUGUCAUGCCGCAUACCCACGAGCCCGCUGAGCGGCAAUCCUACCAGUACCAGCAGUGAAAGCAGUAGCAACAGCAAGAGCAAGAAAGACGAGGAAUACCAAGUCGUCCCAGUCGAUAGCGACGAUGGCAGUGGCGCAGGCGGCAGCGGCGCAGCAGCAGGAGGACUGCCGUAUACACCUCUGACAAUCGCGCUGCAAGGAACCCUGCAACGAAGCCAUUUGCACAUCUGGACCGACAUGAACGUGCUCAUGCACCAACUCAGCACAGUCGAAUCUCCGCGCAAGAAGUCCGCUGCUAAAUACUCGUCGACUCCGGGUUAUGUCGUUGCGGGCGCGGCGUACUCGCUUCCAGAACUUCAUUCCAAGGACCCCGAAAACCCCCUUUCCGCAGAAGAAGAAGAUGCAGCGAUCAUUGAGAAUGCGCGGAACCCCUGGACCGCGGGCCAUGGAACCAAGGUUAUUCGCGGAGAACCUCUGACUUUGGUCUUUAGAGUUAGCUGGGUUCCCGGCGCGGAUAGUCUGGGAUGGCUCGAUCAUAGUCAUGCCCACCAGGGCACGACUUUGCUGGGCGUAAUCACGAAAUUGAUCUUUUUUGUCAUGGCUGCUGGUAUCGGUGCUCUUUUCGCCUCGUAUUAUCAAAAAGUGGUGCGCAGGGGUGGCGGCGGUUGGCACGGGGAUGGGAUCCUGGGCCGUCCGUUCAAGGGCCGUCGUGGAAGCACGAGCGGGGUUAGUUAUGGGAAUGGAGGCUGGUCGAAUGGAUACGGUGGAUUCGCUACCUCGAAUGUCUCGGUGUCGGCUGGAGUCGGUAAUGGAGGAGGAUAUGGAGGAUAUGGGAAGAAGGAUUAA